AAUUAGUCGUUGCAUUUGCAGAUCUCUCUCUCCUUCCAAAUCCGAAAUCCUGAGUUUUUGUUACCACUAUGUCUUCCAAUUCCGAGCACUCCGAAUUGCAGAACGGACCCCCCGAACCUGAAUCCGAACCCGAAGCUGCAGCUGCAGUUGCAGUUGCUGCCGGACCUCCCGCUGCCGAUCCAGAUCCCCAGCUACCUGAUCCCAGCGACGCCGAAGUACAACAGCCGCCUGAUGCGGAGAUAUCUGGUGAAGUGCAAUCUGUUGAUGCUGAUGAGGCGGCGAAUUCUGUGCCGGAAGCAGAAAUUCCGGAUGAAUCAAGUGGCGCGGCGGCGGUGCAGUCGAACCAGGAGGCCGAGAGCGAUUCGAAGCUGGCGGCGGCGGAAGGGAAUCGGACGUUUACUAUGAGAGAAUUGCUGAAUGAAUUGAAGAAUGGAGAUGCUAAUGACAACGAUGGGAGAGAGGUCGAUACUCCUCGUAGCCUAGCGAACUCAGAACAGCAAAUUGAGCAGAAUAAUGCUGCUAUGGAGUUGAUUAAUAGUGUCACGGGUCUUGACGAGGAAGGUAGAUCCCGUCAAAGGAUUCUUACAUUCGCUGCCAAGAGAUAUGCAACUGCUCUAGAAAGAAAUCCAGAUGAUUAUGAUGCAUUGUACAAUUGGGCGCUGGUUCUUCAGGAAAGUGCUGAUAAUGUGAAUCCAGAAUCUAGUUCUCCUUCGAAGGAUGCUUUGCUUGAAGAAGCAUGCAGAAAGUAUGAGGAGGCUACCCGUCUUUGCCCCACGCUUAAUGAUGCUUAUUAUAAUUGGGCUAUAGCAAUCUCUGACCGGGCAAAAAUGCGUGGCCGUACAAAGGAAGCAGAGGAGCUCUGGAAACAGGCUACGAAGAAUUACGAAAAGGCUGUCCAACUGAAUUGGAACAGUCCCCAGGCACUUAACAAUUGGGGACUUGCUCUGCAGGAACUCAGUGCCAUUGUUCCGGCUCGUGAGAAACAGACGAUAGUGAAAACUGCUAUAGGCAAGUUCCGUUCAGCGAUCCAGUUACAGUUUGAUUUCCAUAGGGCGAUCUACAAUCUUGGAACUGUUCUGUAUGGAUUAGCAGAGGACAUAUCAAGAACUGGAGGACAUGUGAAUCCAAAGGAUGUCUCUCCUGAUGAGUUAUACAGCCAAUCUGCUAUAUACAUUGCAGCUGCGCAUGCUUUGAAGCCCAAUUACUCGGUUUACACUAGUGCUUUAAAGCUUGUGCGAUCUAUGCUUCCUCUGCCAUAUCUGAAGGUUGGUUAUCUGACGGCACCACCAAUUGGAAAUCCAGUUGCCCCUCACAGUGAUUGGAAACGUUCGCAAUUUGCGCUAAAUCAAGAAGGGCUCCAACAGAUUAGCUUUGAGCAAAGACAUUCCUCAGCGAGCCUCUCGUCAAAAUCAGGAGAUAUGCAGAACGGUAAAGCUGCCAUAAGAAUCGAUGUCCCAGAUAUCGUUUCUAUUUCCGCAUGUGCAGAUCUUACAUUGCCACCUGGCGCAGGCCUGUGCAUUGACACAAUUAGCGGACCUAUUUUCCUGGUUGCAGAGUCUUGGGAAUCUUUAGACGGAUGGCUUGAUGCCAUUCGACUAGUUUACACCAUUUUUGCACGGGGUAAGAGCGAUGUUUUGGCCGGCAUAAUAAUUGCCUAAUCUUUUUUGUAUCUGUAAAUUAUGAGCUUGACACUGCAAAUAUUUUUUUUUUUGUUUCUAAGCAAGAAUUUGUUGCUCAUGUCAUGUAGUAGACUUGUAUAUUAGUCAAUUAUUUUGCUAUAAAAUCACGCAAGGUUUUAUAGGACUCUCUUUCAGUGCCAUAUAGUUGAAAGUUGAUUA
Messenger RNA from Erythranthe guttata (spotted monkey flower), 1838 nucleotides. RefSeq names its product Tetratricopeptide repeat (TPR)-like superfamily protein. The record is from RefSeq and is a predicted model, not a curated record. NCBI's taxonomy places the organism in Eukaryota, Viridiplantae, Streptophyta, Magnoliopsida, Lamiales, Phrymaceae. Gene Ontology annotation, molecular function: protein binding.